Molecule: messenger RNA, 696 nt
Organism: Laccaria bicolor S238N-H82
Lineage: Eukaryota; Fungi; Basidiomycota; Agaricomycetes; Agaricales; Hydnangiaceae
Exons: 3
Coding region: 1-609 (202 amino acids)
Biological process (GO): protein import into nucleus
Cellular component (GO): cytosol; nucleus
Molecular function (GO): nuclear import signal receptor activity
Source: RefSeq, a predicted model, not a curated record
AUGUUUGGAUGCUGCGUAGCCGGUCGUCUCCUCCAGACAGAUCUCCAACAGAUUGAUGACACACAUGCGUCGUUUCAGCUCCCAGCAGCGAGUUCGAUAAACCAUAUAUGUGUCUUUCUCCUUGGCACUGUUCCAUUCCCAGAUGGUUACGGCGCGACUGUGCAUUUCUUCUGGCCCGGCAAAGGUUUCCAACUAUUAGGAAUGCUAUCCAACGAAAAACCUUCCGCAAUAUUUCGCCUGAAAGGCACGGGCUUCACGUCCGGUACCUCAACCAUAAAUGCAUUCUCCGCCUUCUCUCAACAAGGUGCACUACAAACCGACGUCACCGCGACUCUUGGCCUCUCAAUCGAACCUCUCUCCGAAAUCCAAUUACAGAUGCAGACUCUCCCAUCAGCUCUCACCAAACCCGGUGUGGAUAUGAUGAGGGAUCCGACGGUCCUCGCUGAGCGCAUCGUCAAGCACCUUUUCAACUACGUUUCAGGAUUCACCGGGGGAGCUGGGAUGUCUCCGGAUGUUGCGGUUCCGAUGAGCGUCAUCGCCAAGUGGUAUGAGAGCUUCAUGGGCAAGAUACGCGCGGGUGGAGUUGGGUUUUUGGAGAGAGGAAAUUGAAGUAUUUUAGGGAAAGGGGUCUGGCAUCAUCACUUCAGCUUAUUUUGUAUUACCAUAUUCUUAGAGCAUCAUGCAACCUAUGCUUUC